CCCGUCUCACAUCGCCCUCUGUCACUCGUACAAAACCCUAAGAUUCUCUCUAGAAACUCUCCUUCAGAAAUGGCCAGAACCAAGCAGACUGCUCGGAAGUCCACAGGAGGCAAAGCCCCUAGGAAGCAGCUGGCCACGAAGGCCGCCAGGAAGUCGGCUCCUGCCACUGGAGGAGUCAAGAAGCCUCACCGCUUCAGGCCUGGAACGGUGGCGCUGAGGGAGAUCAGGAAGUACCAGAAGAGCACGGAGCUGUUGAUCCGGAAGCUUCCUUUCCAGAGGCUGGUGCGUGAGAUCGCCCAGGACUUCAAGACCGAUCUCAGGUUCCAGAGCAGCGCCGUGGCGGCAUUGCAGGAGGCUGCCGAGGCCUACUUGGUGGGGCUGUUCGAGGACACCAAUCUCUGCGCGAUUCACGCCAAGAGGGUCACCAUCAUGCCCAAAGAUAUUCAGCUAGCGAGGAGGAUCAGAGGCGAGAGGGCUUGAGUUGUUGCCCUCUCCGGGUCAAUUUGUGGAUUUUGUCACUUUUUAGAAAUUAGGGUAGGUGUGGAAAUCUUUAUCUGGAGAUUCUGUAGGUUUUUAAGGGUGUAUCAUGUUGAGUAGCGUGUAAAACUCUUUAUGAAAGUUAAUGGAACCUGUCUUUUGUUCA
Vitis riparia (riverbank grape) is the source of this 643-nucleotide messenger RNA. RefSeq names its product histone H3.2. The coding region runs from base 70 to 480 and encodes 136 amino acids. The record is from RefSeq and is a predicted model, not a curated record. Gene Ontology annotation, molecular function: structural constituent of chromatin; DNA binding; protein heterodimerization activity. Gene Ontology annotation, cellular component: nucleosome. The transcript has a single exon. Lineage: Eukaryota; Viridiplantae; Streptophyta; Magnoliopsida; Vitales; Vitaceae.